AUGAUGACUGGAAUUCAUGUAAAGUUAGUUCUUUGUAAACAACUCCACCAGUCACAAUUCAACCUAGUACAUGAUCUCCAAGAAAAUCCUGGAACUAUCCUCCUUCACGAGGGAGUGAAAUUCCCUGUAAACAAUAAAGCUACUCUAAUUCAAAGAGCUAAAGAACAGUACAUACUAAUACCAUACAUUCUACUUCUUCAUAUUCUAUUCCCAUUCAGCUACUCCAGUUCAAAGAAUGGUUACGACGUACCUUUAGAUACUUAA
Molecule: messenger RNA, 264 nt
Organism: Gryllus bimaculatus (two-spotted cricket)
Lineage: Eukaryota; Metazoa; Arthropoda; Insecta; Orthoptera; Gryllidae
Source: the annotation of a GenBank genome assembly